CGCGCGCCGCCUCCCGCCGCCGCCUCCCCUCCCCCGGAACCCCCUCCCGCCCGGCCAGACUAGGAGGCCCUAAUGGAUGUUUCCGAAAGCCCUGAGCAAAACCUGUGCUCUCCCAACCAGAAGGAAGAGGAAGAAGAGGAGGGUGACCAGCAGCUCUCUGAUGAUGAAAUCCUGAAAGACAGUGGCUCAGAACAGGAUGGAGAGGACGUACUGGACAACAAUUUGGGGGGAGACGAAGGUGCUGCCAGAUUGUUGAGCCACAAGGAGGAAGAGGAGGAGAACCAUUCAGAUGAAGAGGACUGCUUAAGCGAAACCAAGUCUCAGGACUCAGACAAUAAUGAGCAAAGCAGUGUGCUUAAGGGUUCUCUAUCGGUCAAGGAGGAUCGGGCCAAUGACCUUGCUGAUGAAGCAUCCUCAGUCACUCGGGAACUGGACGAGCAUGAACUGGACUAUGAUGAGGAGGUUCCCGAGGAACCAAACGCCACUGCUGCUGACGAUGAGACUGACAAGGCUGGAGGAGAGGAGGAGGAUGAAGAGGAGGAAAAAGGAGAUGAGCCCCCUGAAGAUGAGAAAAAAUCUGACGCCAAGAGUGAUGAUGAAAACGAUGGGCAGGAGCCCCCCAAGGAGAAGAAGAAAGAGGAAGAUGGAGAAAUUGAUGAUGGCGAGAUUGACGAUGAUGAUCUAGAGGAGGGAGAGGUGAAAGACCCCAGUGACAGGAAAGUGAGGCCGCGUCUCACCUGCCGCUUUUUCGUUAAAGGACACUGCACUUGGGGCAUGAAUUGCCGGUUUAUUCAUCCAGGUGUGAAUGACAAGGGAAAUUACUCUUUGAUCACCAAGCCAGAGCCUUUCCCUCCAAAUGGUGCGCCUCCUAUCGGUCCUGGCCCUCACCCACUGAUGCCAGCCAAUCCUUGGGGACAGCCUGUUGUUGAUGAAAUCUUGCCACCUCCACCUCCAGACCCUCCAACAGAAAGUGCCUGGGAACGCGGACUCCGUCAUGCUAAAGAGGUGCUGAAAAAGGCCACAAUGCGGAAAGAGCAGGAGCCUGAUUUUGAGGAGAAGCGGUUCACAAUCACUAUAGGGGAGGAUGAGCGAGAGUUUGACAAAGAGAAUGAAGGUUUCAGAGACUGGAACUACCGCAUCACUCGAGAUGUCCGAGACUCAACUGAGGUGGACAUCAAAGACAACGCUAACUUGGGGGCUGAUCCUUAUGCGGAUCCUUACUAUGAUUAUGAUAUGGAACGAUUUUGGCGAGGUGGACAGUAUGAGAACUUCAGAGUGCAGUAUACAGACCCGGAUCCAUACCGGAACUAUAGAUUGAGUAAGGAAAGGGAAAGAGAGCGGGAAAGGGAGAACCGCCAGCGAGAACGGGAACGCGAGCGGGAGAGGGAGCGGGAACGCGAGCGUCGGCAGAGGGAGCGGGAACGCGAAAGAGAGAGGGAGCGUGACAAAGAACGCCAACGGAGGAAAGAAGAAUGGGAAAGAGAAAGGGAGCGCAUCAAGAGAGACGAGAAGGACCGCCAACACCGAGACCGGGACCGAGACAAAGACCGGGAGAAAGAGAAGGAGAAGCCAAAACCCCGGUCCCCGCAGCCAACAAGCCGCCAGCCUGAGCCACCAAAGAAGGAUAAGGACGUAACCACAACCAGCUCAUCUCACUCCAAGAGAGCAGAUGAGUGGAAGGACCCUUGGCGCCGAUCAAAAUCUCCCAAGAAGAAGCAUGGGAUGUCCGCCUCUCCCAGCCGUGCUCGCCGGCGCCGGAAAACUUCAGCCUCAACAGCUUCUGGCUCGGGUUCUUCAAGGUCAUCAUCUCGCUCCUCCUCCUAUUCUGGAUCUGGUUCUUCACGAUCGCAUUCUAGAUCUUCUUCAUACAGCUCCUACUCUAGUCGCUCUUCCAGACACAGUUCCUUCUCAGGCAGUCGGUCCAGGUCACGAUCUUUCUCAUCUUCCCCAUCUCCUUCUCCCACGCCGUCUCCACACAAACCUGUUUCCAAAGCUAAAGGAGAGGCUGCAGCACCUGUGGCAAAGGGGGACAAGCCUUUGAAGAAACUCCCUGCUCCCACGGCACCACCGCCAGUCACAAAAGCUGCUCCAGCUGCCUCGGAGCCAGCCAAGCCAGGCGACACCAGAGAGGCAAGGAGGAAGGAGCGUCAGACAAGAACACCACCCAGGAGGCGGGCCAUCAGUUGCAGCAUGAGUGGAAGUGGCAGCAGCUACAGCGGUUCCAGUUCCCGUUCACGGUCUUUGUCUCGCUCCCUUUCCCGAUCUCAUUCCCGGUCCACCUCUGCCUCCAUUUCUCCAUCGCCCUCUGGAUCCAGAAAAUCCAGGUCUUUGAGUGUGAGUAGUGUCUCGUCUGUCUCUAGUGCCUCUUCGAGUAGCAGUUCUGUGCACAGCGCUGACUCGGAAGACAUGUACGCAGAUCUGGCCAGCCCGGUGUCUUCGGCCAGUUCUCGAUCACCAACCCCAGCACAACAGAAGAAAGAGAGAGUAGGAAAACCCAGAAAAGAAGGCGGUGGGGGUGUCAAAGAAGAAAAACGGAAACGGGACACAACAGCACAGCCAGCCAAGACCGCCAAGCCUGUCCCGGGGACUAAAUCUCAACAGGCACCUCCAGCCCAACAGCCGCCUGCGUCACAGCCUGCUGGCUUCAGCGCCCACAAAGAAAUCAAACUAACACUGUUAAACAAGGCAGCUGACAAGGGAAGCAGCCGGAAGAGGUACGAGCCAUCUGACAAAGACAGGCAGUCUUCUCCUCCAGCAAAACGGAUCAAUCUCUCUCCAGACAGAGGUGCUCGCGAAAGGAAACCGACAGGAAGGCUCUCGUCUCCCAAACAGGAACGCCAGCGGGGCCCCAAUCCAAAACCCUCCCUGGCUCAGGCCGACAAGAAACGUCCGCUCUCGCCCCAGUCCAAGAGUUCCAGCAAAGUUACGAGCAUCCCAGGCAAAGCGGGUGAGGCUGCCGCUCCGGCCGCGGCUGCGAAAUCGGGCAAGUCCAGCACGUUGUCCCGGAGGGAGGAACUCCUAAAGCAACUGAAGGCUGUAGAAGAUGCCAUUGCCCGCAAACGGGCCAAGAUCCCUGGGAAAGUAUAGUCUGCCUUGGUUCCCCAGCCUGGAUUUAGAGACUGCUCCUGCGUUUUUAUAAAUAGCGUAUAAAGCAGGCACUUCUGGAUUUUGCAGUUCUGUUUUAUUUUGGCUGUGGAUCCUUUUUAAAAGAAACAAAACACAAACAAAAUGAGAGAUUGAAGAUCACUUUUGGUCAAUUGAAACCCACCUCCAGGCGGGUCUGAGACGGCUCCCUCUGGGUUCCUCUCCAUCCCACGUGUUGCCAGCACCGUGGCAGAGGGCAGCCGCCAUGCUGUCUUUCCAUGCCCGUCGUGCGCAGCGGACUCUGAAGGGCAGCCCUGUCAAAGGCCUUCUCCUCUGCCCUGGCCACCUCUCUGUGCUAGCUACGAGUCGUACGUCCCUAGUUAGCCCCGCUGUGUGUUGAGUGUGUCUGCAGCAAUGCCGUUUCUACCUGCUGUGUAAGGAGGGACAGCCCAAACCUGCCGUCACUUGCCGGAAAUGUCCCCCUUUCUGUUGUCUCUUCUUCCUUCUCCCUCCCUCCCUUGUCCCCACGCCAGGAACUAAACCAGUUGCGUAGAUAUCCUUGAUGGAAGUCUUGAUCGGAAGAUCCCACGUGUCUUUUUCUUUUAAGCAAAAGAUUGUUUUAGUUGAAUUUAAAAAAAUACAAAAAGGAAAAAAAAUCCAGAGAAAAAGCAAAGGUAUCGUCAGGAUGUGUGUCUCAAUAAGGAGGGUCCUUUUUUUUUUGAGGGGUUAUGCUGAAAAAUAAAGUAUUUUGAUAAACA
Sceloporus undulatus (fence lizard) is the source of this 3842-nucleotide messenger RNA. It is a transcript of the gene ZC3H18, whose product is annotated as zinc finger CCCH-type containing 18. The coding region runs from base 73 to 3087 and encodes 1004 amino acids. Gene Ontology annotation, molecular function: metal ion binding. The transcript is spliced from 19 exons. The record is from RefSeq and is a predicted model, not a curated record. NCBI's taxonomy places the organism in Eukaryota, Metazoa, Chordata, Lepidosauria, Squamata, Phrynosomatidae.